Molecule: messenger RNA, 5121 nt
Organism: Hippocampus zosterae (dwarf seahorse)
Lineage: Eukaryota; Metazoa; Chordata; Actinopteri; Syngnathiformes; Syngnathidae
Gene: syt14a
Product: synaptotagmin XIVa
Exons: 9
Coding region: 90-1853 (587 amino acids)
Source: RefSeq, a predicted model, not a curated record
CCUCUGUGGGGUCGUCCAGGGUCUGAAGGAUGUAGGCUGGGUGGACGUGCCCAUCGUUGCCAUGGAAACAGUUGGUGCAGACUGUUUGAAUGCUUCCGUUAAGACGGGAAGCAUCGUCACCUUGGAUGAAAUCACCAGGUGGCGAGCGUAGUUGCGGAGUACAUGAGUUGAUCUGCGUCAGAAAAGUCUCUCCGGAGGUGCUUGGAUUUCUGACAGCCAUCGGGCUCUUCAUUAUCCUCAUGACUCUUCUCUUCUGGUACUUCAACAACAAGUUGACACUCGAGAAUGCAGGGAGCCUUCAGUGCCUUGAUGACUUCAAGAAAAAGACAGGAUUGCAAGAUAAGGUUUACGAUGAUGGUCACCAAAAUGCAGCAUCAUCAUCAGACAGUGAGGACGAAUUGUUGGGUCAGUAUCAAGAAGCGGUCAGUCGUGCCCAAGGUCUCAGAGGUGGAGCCAAAGUGUCUGCUAAUGUCAAACAUGCGGGACGGUUCAGGUGGGAGAACCGACAGAAGUACAGUCCCCUGAUGUCAAAUUUUGACGGCUACAGCAGUGACGCCUCAGUCGAUGUAGCCAACUGCAUCCAGAGAAUGAGGCGGACACCCCCACUGGAUGAACUCCAGCCACCGCCAUAUCAGGAUGAAAAUGGAUCCCCAAGAAUGUCUUACACGCUGUCAGACCUGGGUGAUGCCAAGUGUGAUCUCUCACUGACCUGUGGUAGCCCCCACUUUUCCUUUCGCAAAUGCACCAGUGAGGGAAGUGAGGGCCAAGAGACAGAGGGUUAUCUCAACAAGGGCUAUGAGGAGGAUGUGCCCAGCGACAGUACCGCUGUCCUCAGUCCAGAGGAGAUGUCAGUCCGCGGUUCAGCUGUACAGCUCCCCAAAGGCUACGAAUCAGAUCAGGUUGCAAAAUACGGUACUCUUGAUGUAGUGUUUGACUACGAUCCAGAGGAGCAGCAGCUGGCGGUGACCAUCGUGGCAAUAACGGACCUCCCCAUUCUAAAACACACUGGCAACAUUUCCUGGCAGGUUCACCUGGUGCUACUGCCUACAAAGAAGCAGAGGGCAAAGACAGGUAUCCAAAGAGGCCCAUGCCCCCUCUUCACAGAGACCUUUCACUUUUGCCAUAUGGAGUCUGAGUUGAUCAGCAACUACGCCAUCAGAUUUCGACUUUACAGUAUGCGGCAGAUGAAGAAGGAGAAGGUGCUCGGGGAAAAUGUGUUUUAUCUCACCAAGCUCAACCUUCAGGGAAAAAUGUCUGUGCCGGUCAUUCUAGACCCUUGCUGCACAUACCCAGGUGCUGAAUCCCAACUCAGUCUCUCAGACAUGACGUGCAGUGAAAGCGCCUCAUCGAUCCCAUCAGACAGUCAAACUUCCACACCAGAAAUCCUGGUGGGCCUUGUGUACAAUGCAACAACGGGACAUCUCUCUGUGGAAGUCAUCAAAGGCAUACAUUUCAAGAACCUGGCUACCAAUAAGCCACCCAACGGGCUGUUCUGUUGUCUUAAACACUUGAUAGGUGGACAGGUUUAUAUUAUCAGAGACACGUACGUUAAGCUGACCUUACUGAAUUCCAUGGGCCACGAGAUGUCCAAGUGUAAAACAUCUAUCUGCCGAGGCCAACCCAACCCAACCUACAAAGAGACAUUUGUCUUCCAGGUUGCCCUUUUCCAGCUAUCGGAUGUAACGCUCAUUCUCUCUGUCUACAACAAACGCAGUAUGAAACGCAAGGAGAUGAUUGGCUGGAUCUCUCUGGGGCUCAACAGCUCUGGAGAGGAAGAGCUCACCCACUGGACUCUGAUGAAAGAGUCCAGAGGACAGCAGGUUUGCCGCUGGCACAUUCUGUUAGAGUCCUAGUUGUACUAUAAACGUACACAGGAAUAUGACCACAAACCUUCUGCACUGGUCAAUUGAGCAGGGUAAAAGCAGAUGGGAGCAAAUGGGACUCUUCCUCAGAAUCCGCGUGUUGGUGAUCAAGCUGAAUCAACCACUAAUCACUUUUGAAUUCUAAUCAAAUUAAUUGCAAGCUCGAAAGACGCAAAUAUCCCGUGCUCUGAGAAAAUGUGCAAAGCCUUUACAUCAGGGGAGCCCAACCUUUUUUGACCAAAGAUCAACAUUUCAAGAAACCAACCUCCCAAAGUGGACCUGUUACCACACAUACAUGCCUAUACACACGAACAAGCACACACCCACCCACGGGCACGUAUGCACACACGCACUAAUGCCAUGAUGACCAAGAGCCGUAUAGGCCCCUAAAGUGAACGAAACUGAAAAAUAAAGUAGAUACAAUUCAUUCAUUCAUCUUCCGAGCCGCUUGAUCCUCACUAGGGUCGCGGUGGGUGCUGGAGCCCAUCCCAGCUGUCUUCGGGCAGUAGGCGGGGGACACCCUGAAUCGGUUGCCAGCCAAUCGCACACAGAAACGAACAACCAUUCGCACUCACACUCACACCUAGGGACAAUUUUAGAGUGUUCAAUCAGCCUGCCACGCAUGUUUUUGGAAUGUGGGAGGAAACCGGAGCACCCGGAGAAAACCCACGCAGGCCCGGGGAGAACAUGCAAACUCCACACAGGGAGGCCGGAGCUGGAUUCGAACCCGGUACCUCUGCACUGUGAAGCCGACGUGCUAACCACUGGACUACCGGGCCGCCAGUAGAUACAAUAGUUUGUGAAAAGGAGAUCACUGCCUACCUCAGUAGGGACCUGACACGGAGGCAUCGGACACACUUUGACAGCGUGUGAAGUACAGAAACUAUCGUAGGUCACCAUGUUAAUGACCGUUGCUCACGUGUACCGUUUUAAAAUGCUGCUCCUGUGGCUCUCGAUUCUCAUUCUUGGCCAGUGCCAUCGGUGAAUUGCAGAUGAAACAAACUUUGAAGGAGAAGAAUAAAAACAAACGAUACAUCGGGACAGCUGUGAUCACAAGCUGCAAUUGCAGACUGCUGACAGCUUCUGCUGAUGCAGGUCACUGUAGGUUAAAGGUGACCUGCUUUUGUUAUUUUAUUUUGGAAAUACUUUUUUGUGAAAAUGAAAUGGAUGCAGUGUACACUAACACAAAAAUGUAUAAUAUGAAUAACACGCACACAGGCACACGUGUGCCCCCCGCCCCAUUUCCCCCUGCAAACCGGUCCGCCGGCUACCGGUCGAUCAUGAUCAACUGGUUGGGCACCCCUGCUUUAAAUGGUUCAAAAAUUACAGUGGAACCUCCAAGGUUGAACUUUCCAGAGCAUUGUUUUAUGUUACAUUCUAAGAUGUGCAGUACAUGUCAUACACACUCAGAUUUUUUUAGGGCUAACAUAUAAGGUUUAUGUAUUUCAAUUGCAUAUAAGAUUUCCAUCCAUUUAAAUUACUUAAAUAUAUAUUGCCAGCCAAAUGUAAAUGAAACAAUUAACAAUGAGAGUUAUGUCAAAUAUCUAAUACAUGAAAUUUUGUGAAUAAACAAUGACAGAUCGAUAUAUUCAGCAUGAAUAGAUUCAACGUGUUUCAAACACUUAAGAAAGAAAAAUUGGACGCACCAUUUUCACAUUUGGGGUAUGACGACGCGCCAACAUCCACAUAGCAAUAAAUUUGAUCGCAUCAAACGUUUUAAAAUAUACUUGCCUUCUGCUGGAAUGACGUCAAGUUAUCAUAAAGGAUGCAUACCUUUUGUAGCAUAUAUCCAGGGUGGACUUUCACUUUUUCUCCCCUCGCCUUGUUCCUCGCACUUCCCGUGGAACCACCAGUCCCUCGAUCCCGCUGGUAUGAAUCUUUUCCGACAUAUCUGGCGGCGAUCGGAAGUGACAGAUAUUCUGAUGUCUUUUAUGUCUGAGCAUUUUUGGCAGGGAAAUUCAAGCAAAACUUCGGAAUUUUGGAGAAAAACUUUUGAGGUUCCACUGUAUUGUUCAACUUCUUUUCUUUUGUUAAUUCACAAUAUCUCAAUUUGGGAUAUUUAAAGCCAACACUGCCAGCCCAUGUCAACUUUGUUUUAGCCUAGAUUUGUGUAACAAAACAAACAGUGAAAGCGAUGGCACAAACUAAACAAUCUGGUGUCACCGACAGGACGUUGUGUUAAUGUAUUGAAGUCAUUACUUUCCAGUGAACAUAUGAUGCAUUCCAAAAAAAAAAGCGUCCUAGAUGUCUUUGGAAUUUCAGCAAAAUACUCCAUGGAAAAAUAAUUUGAGCGCAAUCUGCACCUUCUUUUUUGAGCCUCACAGAAAACAGGAUUUGAGGCGGGUGUCCAGUCUCUUGCAAAUGAGCCACUGAUCCCUCGGCUGUGGACUGUGAGACAAAAGUAGCUGCAGCUUUGCGUUGCCAUGAUGAUUGCGAAGGAUGGAGCAACUUGCGAGACAAGUCCCAUAAAGACAUUCAAAAGAUCAAUUGUAUUUUGCUGGAAGGAGGCGGAACGUCAUCGCCGUGCAUUUGCCUAUUCGUGUGCGGAUCUGUGUAUGUGGCAUAUGCACCGGAUUUAUUGGCAAACACAAAGGGCCCGCAGACAUGUUGAAUCUAGCAUUCAUGUCAUAGCCGUUAAAGCGAUAUUCCUGGCCUACGUUUUCGUCCAUGCUCGACACGAUGAGACAAAUGAAGUAUUGAAUGAAUAUUCUUCUGAAAGACGGCCCUUUUUGAACAGCUUCCAUUCUUAAUGAUGCCAACUCUGGUGCUAUGUGGCCGCUUUGCUGCUCACAAAGAAUUCCUUGCCUCAUGGCCUCAUCCUUUUGGAGUUUUUCUGUAAAAGAAACCAAAUCAUAAACAAGGGUACUGCAUGAUUACUGGCAUGUUAUACAGCACUCCACUCUCGAACUGUACUGUGUGGACAAUUUUAAAAAAUAAAUACAGUGAUCCCUCACUUAUCGCCGUUAAUGAGGAGCAAGAACCGGCGCGAUAAGUGAAAAACCGCAAAGGAGGGUUUGCGUCCCCACCCCAGGAAUUUUUGUGUUAGUGUACAGUAUGUAGGUACCAGCAUGUUUAAAAUAGUAAUUAACGUUCAUCAGCACUGCCUUUGAGAGAGGCGAAGAGACUUAUGUUGGUGACGUAGAAUGCUUUCACUUGACAUUCUGAUGGUGUAGGCACCGUUAGCCUCCAGCUAGCUUCUGGCCAGCUAUCCCCUCGCAGCCGAUGUGUUUAUGAUAAGACAAUUCAUCGGGAUUGAUGA